ACAGAAAAGCAUAAAAGUAUACAAUCCGAAUUUAAUCAUUUUAUGUAUUAUUCAAGUCAGUCUCGCGCACAACAAAUAGGCCAUUUUGGCGCCCUCACGGUUAGCUAACCGACGUCAACUAUCUUAAAGGCAUGAAACAAAACACUAAAGGCACAAAACAUAUUUUUGAUAUGUAAAUUUGUAAUGAAGUGAUGAAUGAAAACGAUACUAAUGUUUUGUCUACGUACCAUCCCAUAGUGAUCUCAACGAGAAGCGCUCGAGCAGCGAAUUGUUGCCAUGGUUACUUCCUCAGGCGAACGGGACGUCUCUUCCCUAGCGUCUGUUUAGUGCAUUCUGCUUAACUUGAAAUGUAACUUUUAGGGAACUCGUGUUAAAUAAAAUACGUACUUUUAAGACACUCGUCUCAAACUUUUGUUUUGACUUUCUUUGGGGAUUCAAGUCAUAAUUACAGAGCCUCGUAAUUCACAUCAUGCAUUUUUGUACAUUUCAAGCUUGCAAAAUAUUUAAAUGACACACUCUUACAUAGUCAUUAAAGAGGAGAGAAGAUCAAUAUAAAGAAUCCUAAAAUACCCCUGGUUUUGCAUCUUCUUUCAUACACAUACACACUCAAUGACACACACAUACACACACCUCGAUGACUCAUUCAAACCGAAAACUGUUCACUUACGUUCAUUCAAGUCAGCUCUCUCUCUCCUCUGCGCAGACGCAAGCUACUAAAUGCGUGACACUUGUCGCUGACCGUGCCUAUAUAAAUGCAAACUCCAGCCUUCCUUUGAAGAAGUCCUAAAAGUAAUAACUUGAUAGGCAACAACUGGAAGAGAGACGCACCUCGCAAAGUUCAAAAACCAUCCAAGGAUAUACCAAUUACGCACAGAUUCUCCUCGCCACUUUUUGACAUGAAGCUCAAUUUUCUCGUCACCACCGUGGCUCUGCUCGUUGCCUUUCCACCACCGUAUGAAUGUAGAGCCAUCGAAAGCAGCUCCAACCAGCCAGCCACGGACCCCGAUGGAGAGCGACAAUCCCCGCCGGUUUUGGCACGCUUAGGGGAGGAGUACUUCAUCCGGCUCGGUAACAGAAACCAGAAUUCUCUCCGAUCCCCAGCCGACAGCUUCCCCGAGACAUCCCAGUAUUCCAAAAGAGCACUGCAGCUCCAGUUAACGCAGCGUCUGUUGGAGGGGAAAGUUGGAAACAUCGGCCGCUUGGAUGGCAAUUACGCGCUCCGGGCGCUCGACUCAAUGGAGAGAGAGCGCAGGUCGGAGGAGCCACCGAUUUCCCUGGACCUGACCUUUCAUCUGCUACGAGAAGUACUGGAGAUGGCCAGAGCCGAACAAAUGGCCCAGCAAGCUCACAGCAACCGCAAAAUGAUGGAAAUAUUCGGGAAGUAACCAUGAGCAAACCCAUCAGCCAAAGAUAUUUUUACAUUUAGCACAAACAUGAAUAUUCUGUACCAUAGUGCUGCUUUUCCAUCAUGAUCUAUUUAUACCGGUGACUUAUUUAUUUGUAGAUAUUUCAAUGAAGGCGAAUAGAGUACAGUAGGUGUAUAUGAAUCAAAGUGUUCAGAAGCGCAAAACUGUCGUCACUCUCCAUCAAUGUUAUUGUAUAAGUGAUCAUUCAAAACUGUAGAUGAAGAAAACGUUUGGGUUUCUUUAAAAAAAAAAACAACAAAAAAUAUUUUCCAGUACUGCAUUAUUUUAUCUGACAGACUUGAGUUUCAUUGUAACAUACAGUACAUUGUUUAAGUUUGUUAAUAAACUAAUGAGCAACCAUUAAUUUUUGUUGUGCAAGAGAAUGUCUUAUAUUUAUAUUUUUCAAUAAAAAUUUGAAAGCCA
Molecule: messenger RNA, 1829 nt
Organism: Megalobrama amblycephala (Wuchang bream)
Lineage: Eukaryota; Metazoa; Chordata; Actinopteri; Cypriniformes; Xenocyprididae
Gene: crhb
Product: corticotropin releasing hormone b
Exons: 2
Coding region: 897-1385 (162 amino acids)
Cellular component (GO): extracellular region
Molecular function (GO): hormone activity
Source: RefSeq, a predicted model, not a curated record